Labrus bergylta (ballan wrasse) is the source of this 5875-nucleotide messenger RNA. RefSeq names its product lactase/phlorizin hydrolase. Lineage: Eukaryota; Metazoa; Chordata; Actinopteri; Labriformes; Labridae. Gene Ontology annotation, biological process: carbohydrate metabolic process. The record is from RefSeq and is a predicted model, not a curated record. Gene Ontology annotation, molecular function: beta-glucosidase activity.
CCCACACUCAGACAAUAUGUUGUUACCGGGGAAACUUUUCUCUCUCUGUUUGAUCACUGUGUUUGGGUGCAUGUGCCAGAAACAUGAGGAUCCACGCCAGGCAGUGUUUCUUGCCGGUCCUAUGACCAGUGAACAGGUGGAAGGUCUGAGUGGAAACCCCUCUGAUUGGGCUCUACUGGACACAUUUGACUGUGGUUAUGCACUUCCUCCUGAAUUUCAACAGUACUUCAAGUUCCUCCAGACUACAGGUGUGACCCACUACAAAGUGCCGCUAUCAUGGACUCAGCUCCUACCCACAGGCCUGUCCAGUCAGCCUCAGCAAGCAGCGGUCUCCUGUUACCAGACUCUGAUGAAACAGCUGCUGGACGUGGGCCUGCAGCCUCUGGUCAUCCUUCAUGGAUCCGCAGUGCCAGAAGCUCUGAGAUCAAAAUAUGGAGGCUGGGAGAGCCAGGAGCUGGUGGAGAUGUUUCAGCAGUAUGCAGAGUUUGUGUUUGGACUGUUUGGAGAGCUGACAGACUCCUGGUUGACUUUGAGCUGCCUGGAUGAGCUGAGGGAUGCUGAGCUGCAAAAUGCUCUUGAUGCACAUAUCAGUGUUUACCAGCGCUACCACCAACUGUUUCCUGGUAGAGAUGGAGGAAUAUCUGUUGGAGUAAAGGCAGACGAAGUAUCAAUCAUCUCUAAUACACAACUACUGAGAUAUUCAGAUUUCAUCUCCAUUAAGAUUCAUUAUGAUUGCACCAUUGGGCGAGAGCUGGCUGAGGAACUUCAGAAUGUUUUGGCAAAGUGUGAAGAAAAACCCAUUCUCUUUUAUGAGGUUAACAUCAAACACUGCUCUCCCUAUCAGUUCCUGUCAGAUACAAACAUUUUGAAAGUGCUGACCAAUGGACCCCAAAAUGUUUUUGGACUUGACGUUGUUGACAUGCUACGUCCAGCUGACGAUAUCCAACCAAGAAACACACUUCCAACGUCAUCAUGUUCCAUGACUUAUUGCAAGGUUUGGAGCGAUUUUGCCACCAAGACCUUAUCCGAGCCAGAUGCUUUGCUGAAUGAAUCUUUUCCUGAUGGCUUCCAGUGGGCGACCUCCAGUGAGUCAUUCAAAGUUGAAGGUGGCUGGUCUGAAGAUGGGAAAGGAGAGACCAUCUGGGACCGCUGGGGUCAUGAAAACCAUUUUUUUGAUAAUCAUACAGCUGAUCUAGCCUGUGACAGUUAUAAUAAGGUUGACUAUGAUGUCUACCUCCUGCGAGGUCUUAAUGUCAACACCUACCAGUUUUCCAUCUCCUGGGCCCGUAUUUUCCCAUCAGGCCAACGGGGAAGCCAAUCAGAGAAAGGGGUUCUUUACUAUGACAAGCUGAUAAAUGCUCUGAUUGAGUCUGGGAUCCAACCUGUUGUUACUCUCUACCACUGGGAUCUGCCCCAAGCACUCCAGGACUAUGGUGGAUGGACAAAUGCAUCCAUUGUUGAAGCCUUCAAGGACUACGCUGACUUCUGUUUCUCCAGGUUUGGAGACAGGGUCAAGACAUGGAAUACAUUCAGUAGCCCUUGGGUAGUGAGCCAUGCUGGGUAUGGCACUGGUGAACAUCCUCCUGGAGUGAAAGACUAUGUGGUUGCCUCCUAUAAGGUCACACACAAUAUACUCAAGUCCCAUGCAGAGGCCUGGCAUGUCUACAAUGACAGAUACAGGAAAGCACAAGGAGGUGAAGUAGGCAUUGCAUUGAACUCUGACUGGGCUGAGCCCAAGGACCCUUCCAGGCCUGAAGAUACAGCAGCUGCAGAUCGCUACCUGCAGUUCAUGCUUGGCUGGUUUGCACAUCCCAUAUUUGUGAAUGGAGAUUAUCCUGAAACACUCAAGACUCAGAUUGAGCAGAAAAGAAACAAGUGCCCUCUUUCUGAGCCUGCAAGGCUUCCAGUUUUCACAGCUGAAGAGAGCAAGAGGAUUCAUGGAACAGCUGACUUUUUGGGAUUGAAUCACUAUACGUCAUGGUUGAUCAACAGCACUGAUGGUGGCUGUAUCCCUGGUCCUCAUGGGGUGGGUGACUUCCAGGCACAUGUGGACCCAUCAUGGUCCUCAACAGUUUCUGAUUGGAUCUAUUCUACACCAUGGGGACUUAGAAGGCUUUUGAACUACAUUUCCAAGGAGUACUUAAAUGUUACCAAAGUGCCUAUUCACAUAACUGGGAAUGGUAUGCCGACUGAGUACAGCGGGGACACUCUUGAUGACACCCAUCGAGUAGAUUAUUUGAAGAGUUACAUCAAUGAGGCCCUCAAAGCUAUACAUUUGGAUGGUGUUAACGUGCAGCGGUUUACUGUGCAGUCACUCAUGGAUAGCUUUGAAGGUCCACAAGGCCACAGUGAACGUUUUGGAUUGCAUCAUGUUGACUUUGACCUGCCUGACAGGCCAAGAACUCCAAAGCAGUCUGCCUAUUUUUACUCCAAAAUUAUUGAGAACAAUGGUUUUGCUUCCAGGGAAAAGUUGUUUAAUGCACAAGAAACUAAAAAUAUAGAGCCAAAUAAAGUUUCUUCUCUUCCACCUUCCACUGUCCCAUCCCAAACCAAAAAUGUUUGGAGUAGAUUCUCCAGCCAAACCAACUUUCAAAGAAAACUCUAUCACUAUGGCACUUUUCCUGAUGGCUUCAGUUGGGGAGUGUCAUCUUCGGCUUACCAGAUUGAAGGUGCAUGGAAUGCUGAUGGGAAAGGGCCCAGUGUCUGGGAUACGUUUACCAAUGAAACCAGCAGUAUUCCUGGUAAUGCCGAUGGAGAUGUGGCCUGUGACAGCUACAACAGACUUGACGAAGACCUCUACAUGUUACGAGCUCUGAGGGUGAAGUCAUACAGAUUCUCUUUGUCCUGGUCCAGGAUCUUUCCUGAUGGUCGUCGUACCUCCCUGAACCAGAAAGGUGUUGACUACUACAAUAGACUGAUAGAUGAGCUUUUAGCAUAUAACAUCACUCCAAUGGUGACACUCUAUCACUGGGACCUUCCUCAAGCUCUUCAAAACCUCAGUGGCUGGGAGAAUGAAGACAUGAUUAACAUUUUUAAUGAGUUUUGUGACUUUUGCUUUGCCACCUUUGGUGACAGAGUGAAGUUUUGGAUGACCUUUAACCAGCCUCACACAAUUGCAUGGUCAGGAUAUGGACUCGGACAGAUCCCACCAAAUGUUAAGAAUCCAGGAACUGCUCCCUACAGAGUUGCACACAACCUUAUCAAAGCCCACGCCAAGGCUUACCACACAUAUGAUGAUAAGUAUCGCAAAUCCCAAGGUGGUCAAGUAUCCAUUGCCCUUAACGCUGAUUGGGUUGAACCUAAAGAUGUUAAUGCUCCACGUGAAGUGGUGGCUGCUGAUCGUGCUCUGCAGUUCCAAUUGGGUUGGUUUGCACAUCCUAUUUUCAAGAACGGUGAUUAUCCUGAUGCAAUGAAGUGGCAAGUUGGAAACAAAAGUGAACUUCAAGGUCUCUCAGAGACAAGACUACCUGCCUUCACUGAAGAAGAAAAGCGCUUCAUCAAGGGAACUGCUGACAUGUUCUGUGUUAAUCACUACACCACAAAAAUUGUAGGCCAUUUGACAGCCCGGCUUUCCCCUCCGUCUUAUGAAUAUGACAAAGACUUGUCAGAAGCAGAGGAAAGUGAUUCACCCAGUACUGCAAUAAGCAAGCAAAAAGCUGUAGCAUGGGGCUUAAGAAGACUCCUCAUCUGGAUCAAGGAAGAGUAUGGUGAUCCAGAGAUUUACAUUACAGAGAAUGGAGUUGCUACAGACACUAAGACCACAGUCGAUGACAUUGACAGAGUAUUUUACUACAAAACUUAUGUUGAUGAGGCUCUAAAGGCCCAUAAUCUUGAUGGCGUGAGGGUGAAAGGAUACAUAGCAACAUCCCUUAUGGAUUCCUUUGAAUGGCUCAAUGGAUACAAAGUUGGAUUUGGGCUGCACCAUGUUGACUUCACUAACCCACACCGGCCAAGGACACCAAAACGCUCUGCUCACUAUUAUUACAAAGUCAUGAAGGACAAUGGCUUUCCCUUACCAGAUGACGAGAGGACACUUUAUGAAGAGUUUCCCAUGGCUUUUAACUGGAGUACUGCCAGUGCCUCUUACCAGAUUGAGGGAAGCUGGAGAACAGAUGGAAAAGGAUUGAGUAUCUGGGAUAAGUUUGCUCAUACACCAUUGAGAGUGGACAACAGUUACAAUGGCGAUAUUGCCUGUGAUAGCUACAAUAAGGUUGACGAGGAUGUGGCAGUGCUAAAGAAAUUGAAGGUGACCCACUAUCGCUUCUCUGUAUCCUGGUCCAGAGUGCUCCCUGAUGGCACAUACAACUUUAUCAAUGAAGCUGGACUGGACUACUACCAUAGGUUACUGGAUGCCUUGAAAGCUGCUAAUAUUGAGCCUCAAGUGACUCUGUACCACUGGGACCUUCCCCUGGCUCUGCAGAAAAUUGGGGGCUGGGAGAAUGAAAUCAUGGUUCGGAGAUUCUAUGAGUAUGCAGAUGUUUUAUUCAGCAGAUUAGGACAGAAAGUGAAGUUCUGGAUCACUCUAAAUGAACCUUACAUUGUAGCCAACCUUGGUUAUGGAUAUGGUACCUUUGCUCCAGGCAUCAUAGGCAAGCAGUAUAUUGCAGCUCAUAACCUGAUCAAAGCCCAUGCAGAGGCCUGGCACCUCUACAAUAGAAAGUACAGAGCAAAACAGGGUGGCAUCAUCUCCAUCACCAUUAAUUCUGAUUGGGCGGAGCCAAGGAACCCCUAUAAACAGGAGGACGUGGAUGCAGCCAAACGCUACUUACAGUUUUUCAUUGGCUGGUUUGCCCAUCCCAUUUUCAAUGGUGAUUACCCUGAAGUGAUGAAAAAAACAAUUCAUGAAAGAAGUCUUGCUGCAGGUCUCCCUAAAUCACGGCUACCUGAAUUUACCCCUGAAGAAAUCCAGAGGAUCAAAGGGACUCAUGAUUACUUUGGCUUCAACCACUACACCACAGUUCUGUCAUACCCAGUUGAUUUGGGAAAGCAGCAGGAUUAUGAAGGUGACAGGGGUACUGGAACCACCCAUGAUCGCACCUGGAUCGAAUCUGGCUCCUUCUGGCUUAAGAUCACUCCAUUUGGAUUUAGGAAAAUCCUCAAGUUUAUCAAGGAUGAGUAUGGAAACCCCCCUGUGUAUGUCACAGAGAACGGCAUCUCAGAACGUGGAGCAGUCGACCUGAAUGACAUCCACAGAAAGCAUUACUAUGAAAAGUACAUUAACCAGGCCCUGAAAGCUCAAGUUCUGGAUGGAGUUGAUCUGAGAGGAUACACUGCCUGGUCAUUAAUGGACAACUUUGAGUGGGCUGCUGGCUACUCCGAGCGAUUUGGACUUUUCUUCGUGAACCGCUCUGACCCAAACCUUCCUCGCAUCCCUAAAAACUCAGCUUCUCGCUACGCCUCCAUCAUCUCAUGCAACGGCUUCCCAGACCCAGCCCUCGGGCCCCAUGAGUGUCUGAACCCUGAACCUGAAGCUACAACUGCGCAGACACCAGAUACCACUUUGCUUACAACUACCCCCAUUCCACCUGUGAACAUGGUGAACUUUUUAGGUCUGGAGCUUUCAUCUGAUGAUGCUGGAGUUGCUCUUUAUGUCCUCUUUGCAGUUCUCCUUGUAAGUGUACUUGGUGUCAUCUUUGUUGUAUAUGGGCUCAUGAAAACAAGAAGAAAGUUAAAGAAAACCGCAGUAGCAUCUUUACAGAUGGAGAAAAUGUGAGGACCGUUUGAGAGUGUGGGCCUCCAUUUCUUGCCAUAUUUGUAAUCCUUGAUUCAGGGGUGUGUUUAGUGGCGGGCACAUUGGUUGUUGUGAUCAUUACUGUUUUAGAUAUUUUUGAUAUUUUCUGAGAAAUAAAGUCUUUACCUCUGUGGUUGACAGAUA